GGCUCCCUUUGCACAUGCGCUCGGCUGCUGUUCCUUCUUAGAGUCGAGCGCUGUACCCUGCUGCAAUUAAGGAAGGAAGUUUGCGGACGGACCUGUAAUUUCGGUGACUCUGUAUGACCUAUUCUAACUUCUCAAAUCUGUCUGAAGCAGAGAGUGGUUCGUGCAUUUUUCAGGUACCACGUUUCAACAUUUGGGAGCUGGAAACGGGCGUGGAAAUUACUUGGCAUGGAGCCCCCUCUACCCCUGACGCCCUAUGUUCUCGCCGACAGCCGCGGGACCUUUUCGAAAGUACUGCAGGCAGAUAUUUCGCAAAACAGAGGGAAAACUGAAGUAGUCCGGGCGAUGUUGCUGAUUCAGGUGAUGGCAGUUUAAAGUCGAUCCAGAAGUUGUAGUAAUUCAAAGCCGGUGUAUUUAAAAUUCUGAUGCUUAUCUCCUGUGUGGGUACGGGGAGAGCAUCUCAUCCACUGCCUGCCUUGGAGCUUUUGAGUCAUGGCAGCAGAGGAGCCAGGAGGUGUCUUCUCAUCAGCCUGUCGGCGCCAGGAAGUGUCCGAAAAACCUAAUUAUGCCCUCAAACUUACUCUUGUGGGGCACACGGCGGCAGUGUCAUCAGUUAAAUUUAGUCCUGAUGGCGAAUGGAUAGCAAGUUCUUCUGCUGAUAAAGUAAUUAUAAUCUGGGGAGCAUAUGAUGGGAGAUACGACAAAACACUGUAUGGUCACAAUCUGGAAAUAUCAGAUGUUGCCUGGUCAUCAGAUUCUAGUUGCCUUGUUUCUGCCUCAGAUGAUAAAACUCUAAAGAUAUGGGCUGUGAGAUCUGGAAAAUGUUUGAAAACUCUGGAGGGGCACAAUGAUUAUGUCUUUUGUUGUAAUUUCAAUCCUCCAUCCACUCUAAUUAUUUCAGGAUCUUUUGAUGAGAGUGUGAAAAUAUGGGAAGUGAAAACAGGAAAGUGCCUCAAGACUUUGUCUGCUCAUUCUGACCCAGUUUCUGCUGUUCAUUUUAAUAGUACGGGGUCCUUGAUAGUGUCGGGCAGCUAUGAUGGUCUCUGUAGAAUCUGGGACACUGCUUCAGGUCAGUGUUUAAAAACACUUAAUGUUGAUGAUAAUCUUCCUGUCUCUUUUGUAAAAUUUUCUCCAAAUGGUAAAUAUAUCCUCAUUUCAACUUUGGACAAUACUCUUAAACUGUGGGAUUACAGCAGAGGCAGAUGCUUGAAGACAUACACUGGUCAUAAGAAUGAGAAAUAUUGCAUAUUUGCCAGUUUUUCAGUUACUGGUGGAAAGUGGAUUGUGUCUGGUUCAGAGGAUAACCUGGUUUACAUUUGGAACCUUCAGACUAAAGAGAUUGUACAGAAAUUACAAGGUCAUACAGAUGUUGUGAUCACAGCGGCUUGUCAUCCUACAGAAAACAUCAUUGCAUCAGCAGCAUUGGAAAAUGAUAAAACAAUUAAACUAUGGAUGAGUGACUAUUAAAACCUUUGGAAAUCAAGUAGUAAAGUCAAGUUGUCAAAAAAUUGAGAUGUUUUGAGACAGGGAUGGUGGCACAUGCCUGUAACCCAACACUCUGGGAAGCUGAGGCAGAAGGAUCACGAAUUCAGUCUCUGCCUGGGCAACUUAGUGGAAUCCCCUCUCAAGGGGGUCGGUGGUGGAAUGUAGCUCAGUGUGAAGUACUAGGUUCAAGCCCCAGUACAAACAAAACAAACCCCAAAAGCGGUAACAAAAAACUUAAGAUGUUUGAAAGAAUGACUUUUCUUGAUUUUGUAUUUCUUUUAAAAAUUGUGUUCAUUUGCAAUAUUUUGACACUUAAAAUCAGUGUUUACAAAAUGGGAGGAUAGUAAAUGGAAGAAUAAAGUGUAGGAUCUGGGGCUUCUGACUCCUAAUCUUGAGGCCUGUUAGGAACCUUAUGUGCUUGCCCUAGAGUUUCCCAUUCUGUUCGUAGUGAGUAUCCUAGAAAGUCACUUGAGAAAUACUUCAAAGUAAGGCUGACAAGAGAAGAUGUCUCAGAGAAGCAAGUGAGUUUGUGAUUUUUGGUUUGGGAAGGCAGGUGAACAUUCGCCUGGGGGUUACAGAACUGUAGAGGCCAAAUGCCUCCCAUACACUUGGUGAUGAUGGGACAUGAAAUCCUUAUCGGGGCUGAGAGUUGGGAAAAGAAGUAAUGAUUAGGUUCAUUCUAAGCAUCUAAAACUUAUAGGACCCUGUUGUGAUGGACAUUUAAAAUGUCCCCUAAAAGUCCCAUGUGUUCGGAGGUGUCUUUUGGAAGGUGAUUGGAUUGUGGGAGCAGUAUCUUCAUGAGUGGAUUAAUCUUCUGAUGAGCUCACGGCUGAAUGUGCUGUUAGGACACCGAGCAGGGCUGGAGGUGGGUCACUAGGUCUGUGACCUGGAAGGGGAUGUUCUUGCCCCUGGCUCCUCCCUUUCUGCUCCUUGGCUGUCCUGAGUUGAGCAGAAUUCCUCCACCAUGUCAUUUUUUUGCCCUGGAAUCAGGUAAGUAUGGAUUGAAUCCACUGAAACUAAGCCAAAUUAAACCUCUCCUCUAAGUUAGUGAGUGCUCGGUAUUGUGUCUCAGUAAUAGGAAUGUGAUUAAUACCAACCUCUAUUAUAUUUUGCCAUCUUGUGAUUGUUAGGGAAACUACACAUCAGGAUGGUGAGGCCACUCUCCUGUAUGUGACCUAAUAACUCCCCCUCGUAUUUUGGAUUCAUUUGCAAAAUCACCUCAUGGAACCAUGACUUCUUGACUUCUUCCAACCUCUGCACAGCUGAGUUGUUUUUCUGUUUCUUCAGUUUCUGUGGUAAAGUUCAAAACAAUUUCUUUACCGAUUUGUUUGUAAUGGCUUCUUGGGCCAUGUUUGCAGUAGAUAAUGAGCUGUGUGGGAACAGGAAGUUGGCUUAUCUGUUUUUGUACUGUUUUGCAUAGAGAAGGGGCUUAAAACGUUUGAUGAUUAAAAUACGUAUUACAGUUUCAUUAUUGUGUACUUUUGAUAAAUUUUAGUAUACAUGCCCAAAACUCAUACUGAUCUCAAAGAAACCCUAGCCUCACGUGUUAAUUUUAUUCACACAGGGCUUAAUAGGAAAUAUAAAGUAUAAAGCAGAAGAUGGGCGUGGUGAUACGUGCCUGUAAUUCUAGCUACUCAGGUUUCGGGCUGGAGGAUUCCAA
Fukomys damarensis (Damara mole-rat) is the source of this 3142-nucleotide messenger RNA. It is a transcript of the gene Wdr5b, whose product is annotated as WD repeat domain 5B. Bases 490 to 1464 code for a protein of 324 amino acids. Gene Ontology annotation, molecular function: histone binding. The transcript has a single exon. The record is from RefSeq and is a predicted model, not a curated record. Lineage: Eukaryota; Metazoa; Chordata; Mammalia; Rodentia; Bathyergidae. Gene Ontology annotation, cellular component: Set1C/COMPASS complex.